Cylicostephanus goldi is the source of this 327-nucleotide messenger RNA. Lineage: Eukaryota; Metazoa; Nematoda; Chromadorea; Rhabditida; Strongylidae. The record is from the annotation of a GenBank genome assembly.
AUGGUGUUUAGAUCAGCAGGGGACGGAAUUCGCAUAGAACAUCCUCCUGAGUACUGUGAGCAAACUGAAGUUCCCAUCUGUUUUGCAACCAGCUAUCAAUGGUGUAGUCGCUAUUUCGAGAUCGACCUCGGCAAGGCAGGAGUGCAGGACUGGGUCAUGGACCUUAUUCGUCCGGAAAUCACAGUCCGUGAACGAUGCGCCUGUAGAGAAGACUGCGGGGCAGAGUAUGAGCUUCGCGUACAUCUCAUGAAAGACGAUGAAGUGUUCGAUGAAAAUGUAAUCUUGCCGCGUUUCCGUGUUGCCGAGCGAAGUUGGGGACAGUGGGAA